AAAGACGAAGCUCAAGAGUUUUUAUGAUUUAUGUGUUAUAUUAUAAUCUUCUUCUCAUCUCUACUCUCGAACUCCAAAUUUCAGAAUCAUAAUUCCAAAAUUAUGAGAUCACAACGCAGAUUCAUAAAUAAUUUCUUCUUUGAACAAUUUCCCCUUUCAAUUACUUGGUAUUACUGACAAACCUCUCUUCUUUCGAUUUCUAGGGUUUCAACGGUUGUAUUGUUCAUGCUUGACUUGAAUCUCGCAUGCCCUAAUUUCUUUUUGUUCUUCCUUUCAAUUACCGGUUUCUUUCUUGCUUUUUAUGUGUUCUUGUUUCUGUGAUUUGGGGUUUCCGAAUUUUGAUUUUGCUUCGGUUAGAUGAAUGAUAUGGAUCAUACUCAGAUCUUAAUCAAUCAUAACUUCGUUGUUUGGACUCAGCCUCCGAAUUUGCCUCCGGUUCUACCGUUGUUGGAGAAUCGAAGUAUGUUUCUUCAACCCUCUCAAAGGUCGCUCUCCACACCUCCUACUUCAAAUCAUGGCCGAGGUUUCAGAAAAGGGAAAAGGCCUGAUAUGAGGCGAAAAGAUUUAACUGCAACAGCGUACAAACCCUCCAAUUGGAACGAAUUACAGUACCAAAAUCGCUUGAAAUCGAGGCGUUUCUAUCCCAAGAAGAAAUCCAACUACCGUUUUCCUCCUUUCGCGCCUCGCAAUACCACUUCCUUCUUAAUUCGAGCCAAACGAUCCGGUGGUAUUGCGUCGUUAGUGUCGCCUUAUCCGGUCACCCCCGCGGUUUUGCCUACUCCCAUUUUUUCGCCUCUGAGAGAAGUUCUUGUUGAUAUGGCUAAAGAGGAGUGGGGUCUUGAUGGGUAUGGCUCGAUGAAGGGUCUGAUUAGGCUUCGGUCGGCAAAAGAUUACGAAGACGAAGAAGAAGAAGAAGAAGAUGAAGUUGGGGAAUCUGGUGAUAGCGAUGUGGAAGGACAUUUGGAGGUGGAGAGACGGCUGGAUCAUGAUUUAAGUAGGUUUGAAAUGAUCUGCCCAACUUCUGGUAGUGAAGAACAGAGUACCCUUUUGGAGAGUAGAGUGGACGAUCGAGAUUGUCACAUAUCCCAGCUUGAGGAGGAGAAUUUGACAUUGAAGGAAAGGGUAUUUUUCAUGGAGAGAGAGUUAGAAGACCUAAGAACAAGGAUUCAAUGCUUGGAAACUGAAGGUUGGCGCCUCCAACUUAUGGACAAUAACAAAGAGGAAACUGCAGCAUCUGAGAACGCCUUUGAUAAUGGUGGCAACGACCAUGCUUACUCUGAGAAAAGCAUUAAUGGCAUUGGGAAUGAAUGAGAUUACAAGUCUCAUUUACCAAACUCAACUGAGGUGAAUUUGUGCAAAAUAUUUGCAUUAGUCUUAUCUUGUCUUAGGAUUAAUUUUAGAGUUAACUUUCAGUUUGUGUAGUUUGAUGACUUCUUUUUUUAAUCCUUUUUCCUUGUGGGUCUGACUCAAAUCAGAAUCUGUUGACCAUACAUCUUUAGUAGUGUACAGAACUAACCCUUAUGUAAGAAGUUUGUUCUAUCUGUUCUUUUGUUCAUAUUUCUUAAUCCUUUAGUCUUUAUAUGCAUUCAUUUCAUUUGUUUUGAUAUGAUAGAACAACUCUAAAAGUAAUAUAGACUAGAGAGGGGCUGUGUUUGGUUCAGAUCUUUGUUCUCUAAUGAAACACAGUUCAUAAAGUGUUGGAUGUCAGGACCUAUUGUUUUUCAGAACAUUGUGACGAUAGCAGCUGCCUGAAAAGGGAAGUUUAUGUGUUUCAGGCAUUGUAUCAGCUCUUUUCACUGCCGGAGCUUUGUGCAUUUAACCGUUGUUCUUCACAGAGCUGAAUCCUGUAUCUGAAGGCAAGGUCAAAUUUUGACGAUGAGAACAGGUUGUUUUCCUUUUUCCUUGAUUGGUUUCUGAAAAAAGCUACGUUCAUUGUAUUAUUAUUGUUGUUGUUAUUACUAUUAUUAUUUGUGAUUAGAGUGAAACGCACCAGGAUGAGUUUGUAGUUGCAUUCAACUACUGCUCUUAAUUUGUAGACAAAUGAGAUAAUCGAUGUUGGCCUCUCUCAUUUAA
This is a messenger RNA of Benincasa hispida (wax gourd), 2073 nucleotides long. RefSeq lists its product as uncharacterized. NCBI's taxonomy places the organism in Eukaryota, Viridiplantae, Streptophyta, Magnoliopsida, Cucurbitales, Cucurbitaceae. The record is from RefSeq and is a predicted model, not a curated record.